AAAAUGAAAAUAUAAUUAUUGCAGUUCAAAACAAGAAAAACAUUCUUCUUGCAAUUCACUCUAUCAAAAUGAAAACAUUGUUAUUAAUGGAAAAUGUGAAGGCAUUCAAAAUAACUUGUAUGCUAAUGAAAUUGAAAAUCUGAAAUCUCCUUUUGAAGAGGAGCCACUUUAUCAGUUUUAUAUAAAAGAUGUUAAAACUAGAGCUAUGUUAUGGCAGAAGGAGAAAAGUGAAGACCAGUCCAAAAUGGAAAAUUUAUAUGAAAAUAUAAAUGAAGACAGACCUCAGCUGAAAUCUCAGUUGUCGGCAAUGGAAUUGAUUGAAUAUCACUCUUCUGGACAACGAACUUUAUGGUGUGAAGUACCUGAGGUUCAGAAAAGUGGCAUUCUGUCUACAUUAUCGAUACAAGAACGCAGUUUGCAGGAAGCAUUGUUUGAAGUUGUCACUUCAGAGGCUUCAUAUUUAAAAAGUCUAAAUAUUCUAAUUGAACAUUUUAUUCGAUGUCCUGAAUUCUCAGAUGAAUUUUCUCCAAAAUGUGUUUUGAACAGGCAGGAAAGACAUACACUUUUUUCUGAUGUUUUUCCUGUAAAAGAAGUUAGCGAAAGGCUGUUGGCUGAUUUAGAAAAUCAUUGGAAGGAGAAUAUAAUGUUAAUUGAUGUCUGUGACAUCUUGCAUAAUUAUGCCUUAAGAGAUUUUUCAGUUUACGUCAGAUAUUGUUCAAACCAAAUACAUCAAGAACGAAAACUUAAAGUUUUAAA
Molecule: messenger RNA, 756 nt
Organism: Centruroides sculpturatus (bark scorpion)
Lineage: Eukaryota; Metazoa; Arthropoda; Arachnida; Scorpiones; Buthidae
Product: ephexin-1-like
Exons: 4
Biological process (GO): activation of GTPase activity
Molecular function (GO): guanyl-nucleotide exchange factor activity
Source: RefSeq, a predicted model, not a curated record